AUGUCUACUUCAAAUCAGAACUCUCAAAACACAAAUAUUCCACAGGAAGAAAGCUCUGAGUUACCUGCUACCAGACAAGGAUAUGUUCUGCCUGAAGGGAAAAUCAUGCCAAAUACCAUUUUUGUGGGUGGAAUAGAUAUAAGGAUGGAUGAGACAGAAAUUUGGAGCUUUUUUACACAAUAUGGCACAGUUAAAGAAGUGAAAAUAAUCACUGACAGAACUGGUGUAUCUAAAGGAUAUGGAUUUGUAUCAUUUUUGGACAACGUAGAUGUAUAGAAAAUAGUAGAAUCACAAAUAAACUUUCAUGGAAAGAAGGUCAAAUUGGGACCUGCAAUAAGGAAACACCCAAACUUAUGUGCCUAUCAUAUGCCACCCAGGCCAAUGCUUAUUAAUUCCCCUAGACCUCAGUUCCAUAGUGUUUGGAGUAAACAGGAAACAUAUAUGCAGUCUCCAGCUGUGAUGAGUCCUGUCACACAAUAUGUUCAGGCCUAUCCUUAA
Messenger RNA from Pantherophis guttatus, 498 nucleotides. RefSeq names its product deleted in azoospermia-like. Lineage: Eukaryota; Metazoa; Chordata; Lepidosauria; Squamata; Colubridae. Gene Ontology annotation, molecular function: translation activator activity; mRNA 3'-UTR binding. Gene Ontology annotation, biological process: 3'-UTR-mediated mRNA stabilization; positive regulation of translational initiation. Gene Ontology annotation, cellular component: cytoplasm. The record is from RefSeq and is a predicted model, not a curated record.